AUGUACUUACCCUUCUUCUCUUCCCUCCUAUCAACCACUUCUCUUCUUCUCUUCUUCAUGCUCUCAACAACAACAACAACUCUAAUAUACCUUUCUCUCUUUGCCCAAAUCCUAAAUCUCAAUCCCUCUUUUCAAAUCAAAUCCCAAUCACCCUCUCAAACCCCACAAAGGUUAAUCUCUGCAUAAAAAUUUGAUCUUUCCUUCAAUUUCCCAUACCCUUCUUCUCACUUUUUUCACUUCAAGAUUCAGACGCGCUUUCUUUGCGUCACUCUCUCUUUUCCUCGUUGUGGGUUCCUCUCCCCUUGCUCAAAUGGUUAACCCUACGCGGCUUCGAAUUUUCCGAUUGCGUUCAAUGCGCGCAGUUUAGCCGGGACCCAGAAAACCUAGGUGCCUAGGGCUCUUCCAAUCUUUUGUGGGUUUUGCGCAAAAUUCGAUUUUUUUAAUUCUUUGCGAAGUGGGCAUGGUGGGGAACGACGACGCGGGUCAUAUUUCCGCCUCCCGGAAAAUGUUCUGGCGGUCGGCGUCGUGGUCAUCGUCCCGUACCGCCGCCGGGAACGCCUCUUCCGGCGAGGCGGGUAAGGGUUUCGCGGAUUCUGGCAGCGCGGAAGGUCCUCACAGAGAGAACCGGCGGUUCCCUCCGCCGCCACUUACGCCUCGGUCGCAGCAGAAUUGUAAGGCGCGGUCUUGCCUGCCGCCGCUGCAGCCGCUCUCUAUCGCGCGGCGGAGUCUUGAUGAGUGGCCGAAGGCGGGGUCCGACGACAUCGGCGAGUGGCCGCAGCCGCCCACCACCCCGGGAGGGAGAGGUAAUGGUAGCAAUGGUGAAAGGUUGAAACUUGAUUUGUCUUCCAUUCAGCAUAGCAACCCUGAUCAUAGUAGGAGUAACAAUGGUGGGCUUGUGAAGAGGGAUAAGAUUGCAUUUUUUGACAAGGAGUGUUCAAAAGUUGCUGAUCAUGUGUACCUUGGUGGUGAUGCUGUUGCUAAGGAUAGGGACAUUUUGAAGCAUAAUGGUAUCACUCAUGUGUUGAAUUGUGUGGGGUUUGUGUGUCCUGAGUACUUUAAGGCUGAUUUUGUGUAUAGGACUUUGUGGCUGCAGGAUAGUCCCUCCGAGGACAUUACUAGUAUCUUGUAUGAUGUGUUUGACUACUUUGAGGAUGUUAGGGAGCAAGGUGGGAGGGUGUUUGUGCACUGUUGUCAAGGGGUGUCUCGGUCCACAUCUCUGGUCAUUGCUUACCUUAUGUGGAGGGAAGGCCAAAGUUUUGAUGAUGCUUUUCAGUUUGUGAAGGCAGCAAGAGGGAUUGCUGAUCCGAAUAUGGGGUUCGCUUGCCAGUUGUUGCAGUGUCAGAAAAGGGUCCACGCGUUCCCUCUUAGUCCUAGCUCUUUGCUCAGGAUUUACAGGAUUGCUCCACACUCCCCUUAUGAUCCUUUACAUCUUGUUCCCAAAAUGUUGAUGGAUCCUUCUUCAGCUGCAUUGGACUCCAGAGGCGCGUUUAUUGUGCACAUUCCUUCGGCAAUAUAUGUUUGGAUUGGUAAGAACUGUGAGGCCAUCAUGGAGAGGGAUGCCAGAGGGGCCGUUGGCCAGAUUGUUCGGUAUGAGAAGGUGCAAGGGCCAAUUGUGAUGAUUAAGGAAGGUGAGGAACCGGCUUAUUUCUGGAAUGCUUUUUCGAAUUUUCUGCCCUUGAUGGAUAAAUCUGGCAAUAGAGUAGAAGAUGGAAACUUGACUGGUAAAGUUUCUCCUGGUGAGAGGAGAGUGGAAGCCUAUGAUGUUGAUUAUGAAGUUUUCAAAAAAGCAAUCACUGGAGGAUUUGUGCCUCCCUUUGCUUCAUCGGAGAAUGAACAUGAAACCCAUCUGCCUGCAAGAGAGAGUAGUUGGAGUGCUUUAAGGCGUAAAGUUGCCUCUGCUAAUAUGAAGGAGUUUGUUUCUACCCCUAGGUUAUCCUUUCCCAGGGUUUAUUCAGAUUCCAUGUUGUGUAUUCACACAUCAGCCAACUUGUCUCCAUCCUCAUCCCUUUCAUCAUCGUCAUCGUCUAUAUCAUCAUCCUCUUCACCGUCUUAUGUUUCUCCAGAUUCCAUUUCUUCUGAUUCUAGCACUCAUUCUAAGUUUUUGUCAGAAGUGUCCCCAGAUUCUUCCUCUGUGGUUUUGACUCCUAUUCCCGUAUUUUCUUCUUUGUCUAGUUUUUCUAAUUUGUCAAUCUCUUCAAGUUCUACUUCUAAAGCAGUUUCUAACAGUACAGAUAUCAUUGGUGUCAAUCUACCUCAUCCCUGGUCUCAGUCAGCCUCUUUACCAUUGAAGAAACCAUCAACUUCCCUUGCUGAACGCAGAGGUAGUUUGUCAAAAUCUUUGAAGUUGCCACUGAAGAGUGAUAAGAAACAAGUAAUGGAUAAGCCACCGACCUUUCAUAAUAGUCAAGAAUUUGACAUUGUUGUUAAUGGCAAUGUUAGCUAUUUGCAACCAUCAGAUAGUAAAGAUUAUUUUUGUGAGCCUAACAACCAUGCCAAGGAUGGAGGUGUGAAUUCCUUUCAAAAGUGUGAGCUGGCAUUAUGUCCAAGCAUUGUUGACAGCACGCACCUCAAGGAAUCAUCACUUGUUCGGAACUCUGUUGAGCCUUUGGUACAUACUUCCUCAGUAGAAGACGCAGUGCUUGGUCAGUCUGCAGCAUUGAAGGAAACUAAUGAGAGUGGCUCACUGCAGUUUAAUGUUGCACAGCCUUCGGUAUAUCACUGGCCCAGUUUAGAAAAGGUUGAGACAUUUGGUGCAGAUCAUUUGGAUUCUAAAGCUGCUUUUGUCAUAUUCUCUCCCAGUAUGCACGUACACGCAGGGAACAUGUUAUAUAUUUGGUUAGGGAGGUCUUUCAAUUGUGAUACUUCACAGGUUCACUUGGAUGUUGAUAUACAGUUAGAUUGUUUAGGAGCUGUGGACUGGAAUCAAAUUGGUUGUGAUCUCCUAGAUCGGUUUAGUUUGCCAAAGAGUACAGUCAUCAAGAUUGUUAAAGAGAAUGAGGAACCUUCAGAGUUCCUUGCUUUGCUCAGUUCAUUGUAGCUCAAAUGACACUAGGAGAAUCCUUGGUUCAAGUAGCUUCUAUAACCUUUUCAGCAUCUGCAGCUAUCUCUAUGUAUGGCAAAUUCAUCUUCCCUGUCAAAAGAGAUCCAGUGAGGAGUUUGCCCCAUGCCAAGUGAAUUGUAGCUCGGCUGAUUGUACAGUGGUUUUUAACACCCUCAACCUAGAAAUUUAUGUUAAACAUACUCAAAUUUCUUUCAUAUUCUCUCUCUCUCAUGUUAUUUAUAGAAGAACAAUUCCUUCUUUAGCAAUGCGGAAAAUGUUAGGCUCUAGUUUAUUUGCUUAUAUGUGAACAAAUACGUGAUUAAGAAUUUCUGAAUUCAAACCAUAGCUGAGUGAUAUAGAUCUUCUCAAUAAAAAAUGUUUACCAGUGUUAAAUUAUCCAACA
Molecule: messenger RNA, 3443 nt
Organism: Vigna unguiculata (cowpea)
Lineage: Eukaryota; Viridiplantae; Streptophyta; Magnoliopsida; Fabales; Fabaceae
Gene: MKP1
Product: mitogen-activated protein kinase phosphatase 1
Biological process (GO): protein dephosphorylation
Source: RefSeq, a predicted model, not a curated record